Molecule: messenger RNA, 1534 nt
Organism: Archocentrus centrarchus (flier cichlid)
Lineage: Eukaryota; Metazoa; Chordata; Actinopteri; Cichliformes; Cichlidae
Product: tropomyosin-1-like
Exons: 1
Coding region: 113-1141 (342 amino acids)
Source: RefSeq, a predicted model, not a curated record
AGCUCAAAUCUAUAAGAAGUCAGAGAAGCAUUAACACAGCUGACAGAGUUUUAUUUUUGCAGCGUUCAAACUUUUGGAAACAUUUACAGCGUCAGUGUAUCAAAAUUGCAACAUGUCUCAGCACCCAAGACGGAGACAUUCUGCUGACAUUGAAUCCUUCAGGAGGGCAUUAGAUUGCACGAAGAAGGAAAAUCAAGACCUGCACAAUAUCAUUAAAAAAAUGCAGGAGGAGAAAAGUCAGCUGGAGGACAAGAAUAGUCAGCUGGAGGACAAGAAUAGACAGCUGGAGGACAAGAAUAGACAGCUGGAGGACAAGAAUAGUCAGCUGGAGGACAAGAAUAGACAGCUGGAGGCCCAAAUUAAAAACCUCCCAGAAAUUUCCUCACAGGACCAACCAGGUCAAGAUCUGCAGUACAAGCCUGACUUGCAGGUCUUAAAUGCCGGUUGGGAGAUUCUGCUUAAAAAAUCACAGCAGCAUAUCACAGGCCUGUUGAUAGAAAGGAAAGUAUUGCAAUAUCGUCUCGAAAUAUUACAGAACAUCACCGAAGAGAAAAAACAAGCGUUAGUAAUUGCUGAUGAGAUGGGAAACCUGGCUAAAAAAACUAUGGGAAUGAAACAGAAUUUGGAGAAAACCCUUGAUGAAACACAGCAAAUGAAUAGACAACUGUUUAAAGAGAAGCAGCAACAGGACGUUGAGCACAGGGAGAUGGAGUGCGAGCUUGAAUACAUCAAAGCAAAACACCAACGGACACAACAGAAGCUUCAAGACUUGGAAAAAAUACACAAAGAGACGCAAAAGACACAACAGAAGCUUCACAAAGGUGAGGAAAAAACUAAAGGUUUGCAGGUAACUCUUGAUGGAGCACUGCAGAGAAAUGCAGAAGUGCAAAGAGAGAAGGAGCAACAGGUAGAAGAGAUCAGGAGGGCAAUGAAAGCACAGGGUAAGAAAUAUAAAGACCUGAAGGUAAAGCAUUCUGAAAAGGAGAAAGAGUUAGAAGAACUCCACAAAAAAUGCACCAAACUGGAAGAAGAGAAUACACAAUUCUUCAGUGAGGUCAAAAGACUCAUCCUCCAAAACAAAGAUUUAGAGGAAUACCGCCAGAAAAAGAAGAGAAAGUGUUUCUUUUCUUUUUUCAGCUGAGGUUCUGCUGCUUCUCCCGCUCAACCUGAAGAAACAUAGGCUGCUCUUCCUCCACCGUUCCUCCAUCUCCUUCAUUUUCCCCUCUCCCAUCUCUUCACCUUUCAGGAGAUUAAAAAAGAAGAAGCGUCACUGGCUGCUUCACCUAAUUGGCCACAAAAUUCACCAACAGCAUGUCCUAAACAUCACAUUUAUAUAAAUAUGUCAUUGGACUUAUCAGUGGUAGGUUAAAAGACCAUUCCUCGUUUCCAUCACGCCCCCCCCAGCCGGUCGCAGCAGAUGGCUGCCCCUUCCUGAGCCUGGUUCUGCCCGAGGUUUCUUCCUUUAAAAAGGGAGUUUUUCCUCGCCACUGUCGCCAAGCGCUUGCUCACAGGGGAUCUUCUGAUUGCUGGGGGG